Cajanus cajan (pigeon pea) is the source of this 2888-nucleotide messenger RNA. Its product is annotated as beta-galactosidase 7. Lineage: Eukaryota; Viridiplantae; Streptophyta; Magnoliopsida; Fabales; Fabaceae. Gene Ontology annotation, molecular function: hydrolase activity, hydrolyzing O-glycosyl compounds; carbohydrate binding. Gene Ontology annotation, biological process: carbohydrate metabolic process. The record is from RefSeq and is a predicted model, not a curated record.
UUGGAAUUAAUACGGAAGCCUGGCAUGAUUACGGAAAUAAAAAUAAAAAUAAAAAUAAAAAAGAUAAACAACCAGCCCAUCAUAGAGUGCCACAUCUUACAACCUAUCAUUUACAACAACCUUGACAUAUCACGCACAUGCAAGACUUUCAAAAGUACAACAAGGUUGGUAUAGGCCAUACCUGUCAAGGAUAAGAACUAAAGGAGUUAUAGGAAAUUUCUUCCAUAUUUGAAACGUGCUCAUCCUUUCUUAUAUAUAUUUACCAUAAUUACCAACUAAUAAUAGUUGAUUAAUUCGAACAUGAUGACGACAAGAACAACUUUGUUAUUUAUUAGCUGUUGUAACUUGCUAAGGUUGCUAUAAAACCCCCCCACAUGUAUUUCAAUCAGGCAAUAACAAAUAUUGAAUUGUCAUACGUGUUUGCAAUGGGUUCCUCAUCUUGGGUCGCAAUUCUCUUGUUGAGCCUGGCAGCCUUACGCUCAUGCUUUGCCACAGAGGUCACAUAUGAUGCAAAUGCUCUCAUUAUUAACGGGGAAAGGCGUCUUAUUUUUUCUGGUUCUGUCCAUUAUCCACGAAGCACAGUGGAGAUGUGGCCAGACAUUAUUCAAAAGGCCAAGGAUGGAGGCCUUGAUGCCAUUGAAAGUUACGUAUUUUGGGACCGUCAUGAGCCUGUUCGACGUGAAUACGAUUUCUCAGGAAAUUUGGAUUUUAUCAAAUUUUUCAAGCUAGUCCAAGAGGCUGGUUUGUAUGCCAUUUUAAGGAUUGGUCCUUAUGUUUGCGCAGAAUGGAACUAUGGAGGUUUUCCAUUGUGGCUCCACAAUAUGCCGGGGAUUGAGCUAAGAACAGAUAACUCGGUCUACAAGGACGAAAUGCAAACCUUCACUACAAAGAUUGUGGACAUGGUCAAAGAAGCAAAUUUGUUUGCAUCACAAGGAGGACCCAUUAUUCUUGCUCAAAUUGAGAAUGAAUAUGGAAACAUCAUGUGGGGUUACGGAGAUGCGGGGAAAUCGUAUAUCAAAUGGUGUGCGCAAAUGGCUGUAGCACAAAAUAUCGGUGUCCCAUGGAUCAUGUGUCAACAACACGAUGCUCCCCAGCCUAUGAUCAAUACUUGCAACGGCUACUACUGUGACAAUUUUCAGCCCAAUAACCCCAAGAGUCCCAAAAUGUUCACUGAAAAUUGGAUUGGAUGGUUCCAAAAGUGGGGUGAGAGGGUCCCCCACAGAAGUGCAGAAGAUUCAGCUUUCUCCGUUGCACGCUUCUUCCAAAAUGGCGGUGUACUCAAUAACUACUACAUGUACCAUGGAGGAACCAACUUUGGUCGCACAGCAGGAGGCCCCUAUAUCACAACAUCUUACGACUAUGAUGCACCACUUGAUGAGUAUGGGAAUUUGAAUCAACCCAAAUGGGGACAUCUUAAGCAACUUCAUGCAGCAAUAAAAUUGGGGGAAAAGAUCCUCACUAAUGCAACAAGGAUUGACAAGGAUUUAGGCAAUGCAGUCACACUAACAACAUACACCGGUGCUGGUGGGGCAAGGUUUUGUUUCCUCAGCAAUACAGACAGUAACACAGAUGCAAAUGUUGACUUACAACAAGAUGGUAAAUACUCUGUCCCUGCUUGGUCUGUGACCAUUCUUGAUGGUUGCAACAAAGAAGUUUUCAACACCGCAAAGGUUAAUAGCCAGACCUCAGUAAUGGUGAAAAAGAGUGAUGAUGCUUCUGGUAAGCUAACUUGGGCGUGGGCACCGGAGCGAAAGAAAGAUGCCUUGCUUGGAAAGGGCAGCCUCAACGCAAACCAGCUUCUCGAGCAAAAGGACCUAACUUUGGAUGCCAGUGACUACCUGUGGUACAUGACGAACGUCGAUAUCAACGACACCUCCAUUUGGUGUAAUGCAACUCUUCGUGUGGACACCAUGGGUCAUACGCUCCAUGCUUAUGUUAAUAGAAGGUAUGCUGGAUACAAAUUUAGCCAAUGGGGAAGCAACUUUACGUACGAGAAACGAGUCUCUAUAAAGAAGGGAACAAACAUCAUAGCCUUGCUUAGUGCCACUGUGGGGCUUGCGAAUUACGGGGCAGGUUUCGAUAAGAUAAAGACUGGUAUAACAGGCGGUCCUUUUCAAUUAAUUGGGAAGAACAAUGUGACUAUGGAUUUGUCAACCAACCUUUGGUCUUAUAAGAUUGGUUUGAACGGGGAAAGAAAACGUCUCUAUGAUCUACAACCACACACUGGUGUAGCAUGGCAUGCUAAUUCAUCCUAUCCUAUUGGUAAACCCAUGACUUGGUACAAAGCAGACUUUGAAGCUCCUUAUGGAACAAACCCCGUGGUGGUGGACUUGCAAGGGUUGGGUAAAGGACAUGCUUGGGUGAAUGGGCAUAGCAUUGGUCGUUAUUGGCCUUCUUGGAUUACUGCUACCAAUGGAUGCACUGACACUUGUGACUACCGCGGAAAUUAUGUAACAGAAAAGUGCAACACCAACUGUGGCAAUCCAUCACAACGGUGGUACCAUGUGCCAAGGUCGUUCUUAAACAAUGACAAGAACACAUUGGUUUUGUUUGAAGAGAUAGGUGGAAACCCUCAAAACGUUUCCUUCCAAACAGUCACAACAGGAACCAUUUGUGCUCUUGUCCACGAAGGUGCAUUGUUAGAGCUAUCAUGCCAAGGUGGACAAGUAAUCUCACAAAUCCAAUUUGCUAGCUUUGGAAACCCAAAAGGAAAGUGUGGCUCUUUUGAGCAAGGCUCUUGGGAAGCUACUGAUAGUCGGUCUGUGGUGGAAGCAGCCUGCAUAGGGAAAAGUAGUUGUGGGUUUGCAGUGACAAAAGAAGCAUUUGGUGUAGUCGGUGCUGACAACGACCCAACUAGACUAGCCGUGCAAGCGACCUGUUGAGUCGGU